Messenger RNA from Megalops cyprinoides (Indo-Pacific tarpon), 3710 nucleotides. It is a transcript of the gene xylt2, whose product is annotated as xylosyltransferase II. Gene Ontology annotation, molecular function: protein xylosyltransferase activity. Bases 37 to 2652 code for a protein of 871 amino acids. Lineage: Eukaryota; Metazoa; Chordata; Actinopteri; Elopiformes; Megalopidae. Gene Ontology annotation, biological process: chondroitin sulfate proteoglycan biosynthetic process; heparan sulfate proteoglycan biosynthetic process. The record is from RefSeq and is a predicted model, not a curated record. The transcript has 11 exons. Gene Ontology annotation, cellular component: membrane.
UGGCUCGUCCCCGUGUGGAAGCUUGGGACUGAAAAAAUGGUGGCGAGUACACGGGUUCAGAAGCUACUCCGCCGAUACAAACUGGCGAUCGCCGCCGCGCUUACUAUUCUUCUCAUUCAGGGACUAGUUGUGUGGAGCCUGCGGACUCUGGAGGAAGGGGAGGUGGAGAGGAAGCACAGAAGGUCCAAGCUCCCAGACAACAACAGCCAGAACCCAAAGAAAGAGUCGCCCACCUGGGAGCGGCAGAAUGACCGGCUGGGUCGGAACCGCAGCCGGUGGAAGCCCGGGAUGGAGCGACCGGGGGCCACGGCGGCCAGCGCCCUGAGGCGGGGGCCGCAGCGCCACAGGGCCGGCGGCCGCGACAAGGGCUCGCAGGGCCAGGGCGGCGCGGCGGAGGGCCUGCCGCACGACCCCUCCAGCAGCCGCAACUUCACGGAGCUGAAGGGCGGGGAGGGGGCGGCCAGGAACGCGCCGGCGCAGCAGGGCGACAUGGGCAGCGUGGAGGGCGCCCCUCAGGCCCCCGCAAGUGACUUUGUCCCCAAGUGCGAGAUCGCCGGCAAGGACGCCUUGUCCGCCCUGCACCGCGCCAGCACACGCCAGUGCAAGCAGGAGAUUGCCAACAUUGUUUGCCAACACCAGGAAGGGCUGCUCAUGCCACAGUCACUGCCUCAGUUCUGCCAGCAGCACGCUCUUUCAAGUCCCAUGCUGCAAGGGGAUGACCUGGACAAUGACCUGCCCAAGGUGGAUAACCCAGUCAGGCUAGCCUUUGUCCUGGUGGUCCACGGUCGUGCCAUUCGGCAACUGAAGCGUCUGAUCAAAGCCAUAUAUCACCAGGACCACUUCUACUACAUCCAUGUGGAUAAGCGCUCAAACUACCUGCACCGUGAGGUGCAGCAGAUUGCCAAACUGUACCCCAAUGUGCGCACCACACCCUGGCGCAUGGUGACCAUCUGGGGUGGCGCCAGCCUACUGAAGACCUACCUGCGCAGCAUGCAGGACCUGCUCUCCAUGCUGGACUGGAAGUGGGACUUCUUCAUCAACCUCAGUGCCACCGACUUCCCUACCAGGACCAAUGAAGAAUUAGUGGACUUUCUCUCCCGGUAUCGAGACAAAAACUUUCUGAAGUCACACGGAAGAGAAAAUGCAAGGUUCAUUAAGAAGCAGGGUCUGGAUCGACUCUUUCACGAGUGCGACUCCCACAUGUGGAGGCUGGGCGAGAGGAUCAUACCCCAGGGCCUGGAGGUGUCGGGCGGAUCCGACUGGUUCUCUCUCAACCGCCGCUUCGUCGAGUACGUCAUCAACUCCCAGGACCAGCUGGUGUCAGGGCUUAAGCAGUUCUACACAUACACACUCCUCCCUGCAGAGUCUUUCUUCCACACAGUGCUAGGCAACAGUCACAUGUGUGACUCUCUGGUUGACAAUAACCUACGCGUCACCAACUGGAACCGCAAGCUGGGCUGCAAGUGUCAGUACAAACACAUUGUAGACUGGUGUGGCUGCUCUCCCAAUGACUUCAAACCCAGCGACCUCGUCAGGAUCCAGCAGCUGACCCGGCCCACUUUCUUCGCCCGCAAGUUUGAGUCGACAGUCAACCAGGAGGCCAUCAGCAUCCUCGACGCCCAUCUGUACGGCCACUACCCCCCCGGCACACCUGCGCUCAAGGCCUACUGGGAGAGCCUGUUCGAGAGCGCAGAUGGGGUGAGCUCCCUCAGUGACGUGGCCCUCACCUCCUACUCCUCCUUCUUCCGGCUGGGGCUCCGCAGCCUGGAGGCCACACAGGGUAGCAACGAGGCCUGCAGGUAUGAGCCCAUUGGCUACCCUCUUUCAGUGCACCUGUAUUUCUAUGACGACCGUUUCCAAGGCUACCUAGUAAAGCAGGAGGUUCUGAGUUUAACAACAAGGGAAAGGCAGACCCUGGAGGUUUGGGCGGUGCCCCAGACCACGCUGCAGCUAGAGGGCAACCUGCGGGAAUUCGAGCGCCUCAAAAACCUGGAGGUGGGGACAGAGUGGGACCCCAAGGAGAGGAUUUUCCGGAACUUUGGGGGGGUGAUGGGCCCCCUGGACGAACCAGUGGCAGUGCAGAAGUGGGCGAGGGGCCCCAAUUUGACAGCCACCAUAGUCUGGAUCGACCCAUCGGAGGUGGUGGCCGCCUCCUACGACAUCAGCGUGGACGUGGAGGCGGAGUUCACGCAGUACAAGCCCCCCCUGCAGCGCCCCCUGCGGCCGGGAGCCUGGACCGUGCGAGUACUGAGGCUGUGGGAGAGCGUGGCGGAGACACGGUUCCUCGUCACGCCCCUGGCUUUCAACGGGCGACAGCCACUGCAAAAAGAUGAGGACAGCUGGCUGCAUGCUGGUCCUCCUGGCAAUCUGUACAUGGAGCAGGGCUUCCAGCAGCUGAACCAAGUCCUGAAGCUGACCAAGGGGGAGGAGGCCCUGGAGGAAGCCCAGCGGAAUGCUGAGCUUGUGGACAAGCCCCUUGAGGACUGGAUUGACACUAGCGUCGGGGCAUUCUGGGUAACGGGUGACAUUUGCACCGCUCAGCCCUCGCCCUGCCCGUCUCUGGUGCCCUGUACCACGUCCAGCUGGAGCUCUCUCUCCCCUGAUCCCAAAUCCGAAUUGGGGCCUGUCAAAAAAGACGGCCGUAUCAGGUAGCCCCCAGAAACCCCGUGUGUGAAGCUGGCGGACACUGAGUCAUGAAAAGAAAAACUUCUUUCAGGGUCAAGCGUAAGGAACAAGGCCUCAGGGACUGUAAUGCUGGUGGGGCCGGAGGCAAUUGGGAGGUUCCUUUCAGUAAAGACCACAACAGUGUGGUCAGCAGAGCCUGUGAGAGGAAGCCGAAGAAAAGCUCUGGAAUUUUGCACAUAAAUAUUUAGACUUACUUUUUGGGUUUUUUUUAUUUUUGGAAGGAGACUUUUGUCGCUGAGGCAUUGUUUUGUGUUUCUUGAAACACAACUCUGAAAUGCAGGCUUUGGCAGAGGCCUUGCGGAUUGAACUUUAAAGAGGUGAGGGCUUUGGUCUUUAUUUUUUUGACAGUGUCACAAACAUUACAGAUGUGAAACUGAAAUGAACAAGAAGCCUUUUGUAAUUUAAGGACAAUGAAACUGGCCAACUUUAUACCUGACUACCACAUUUCAUGUUUUUGUGUUUGUUUGUUUUUGGAAAACAGGGGUGCUUGUUUUUUUUUUUUUAUGCUCAUCAUUUGGGCCUUAUUGUGAAAACAUUAGGAACUGAUAGAAGAAGUGCACUUUACUGUAAGACUUUACUACAGUGAGCCUUCCUUCAGAGGGCCAGUGGCUGGAGCUUGGGCAAUGGAGGAACUUAUUUAGAAAUGGUGGGUGAAGUCAUCUCACAGAACAGUGAUCUUCAUUUGCUGUGUUCCCGUAUGCUGUUGCAAAACUGUUGCAAAGUUCUACUCUGCUCUACACUGUUCCACUGACUGAACUUAGACAGGGUGAUAGCUAAGAUCAAUGGCUGCGUAUGUGUAGACAACAUAAACCUUACUGGGAUUUGAAAAGGUAUGCCCUUGCAAUACAAUUUCCCAGGCUAUUUACGGCCUGGUAUUUUGUUUUGUGUUUAUUUAUUUGUUUCUUUAUAAGCUUUUCAUGGGAUAUCAUGGUAUUACCGUCCAUUCUGGCAGAGCCAUUUGUUUGGGUAUUGAGGAAGUGCCUGCCUGCAUUAUUUACACAUAUUGGUCCCAGAUGUUCAGUACC